AUGUGUCGCAGCAUAACCUACCGCUAUAGCAUCUGCACACACAGUUGGCGGCCAUAUGUUAUUCGCUGUCCGAAUCCUAUUAAGGACGCUUCUACAGAUAUCGAUAGCACGAAUAUAUGUCCAGCGUACAAGAUCAGAUAUGAACGAAAAGUUAUUAAGAGCGGGAAUGGACUCUGUGCAGCAUGUUGGGAAAAGCAGGAGAAGAGAGAGGAAGAUGUGAGAGAGGGGGAGAGGAUUCUAGAAGAGAAGAUGAGGGAGAGAAAUGUGGGGAAGGCGGAGCGGGGGUUGGGGAGGAGGUUUUGGAAGAAGAAUGGAGAGGCGAGCGGAGGCGAGAAGGAGAAAGAGGAUGCGAGGAUAUUGGAAUAUAUAGAUGCGAAGCUCGAAGUGGUUUUGGAGGAACGAGUGGGGAAUUUGGGAAGGGACAACGAGGAGAGUGAGAACCUUUUGCAGGAAAGAGAAAAGCAAAUGUGGAUUAUGCAGGGAAAUGGUGGAGUGAGAAAGAAGCUGGAUGGGAAUGAGAGGAAGGGGGUCCGAAAUCGCUGA
This is a messenger RNA of Botrytis deweyae, 543 nucleotides long. RefSeq lists its product as uncharacterized. The coding region runs from base 1 to 543 and encodes 180 amino acids. The record is from RefSeq and is a predicted model, not a curated record. Lineage: Eukaryota; Fungi; Ascomycota; Leotiomycetes; Helotiales; Sclerotiniaceae. The transcript has a single exon.